AUGUCGACCCAUAGACGGAUCUCUACAGAGCAAAAAAUUAGCCCACAGUUGAGUUUGUCCUGUGAUUUGUUGAAGAUGUUUAAGAACACGUUUCAGUCUGGUUUCUUGUCAAUCUUAUACAGUCUUGGGACCAAACCUCUGCAGAUAUGGGAUAAAGAAGUUUCAAACGGCCAUAUAAAACGACCGCAUGAUGAAGACAUACAAUCUAAUGUUCUUGAAAUUGUUGGAUCAAAUAUCCAGUCUACAUACAUUACAUGCCCUGCCGAUCCUGCGGCAACACUUGGUAUAAAGCUUCCAUUUUUGGUUAUGAUUGUGAAGAACGUAAAGAAGUAUUUCACAUUUGAGAUUCAGGUGCUGGAUGAUAAGAAUGUCAGGCGGCGUUUCCGAGCUUCUAACUUCCAAGCUGUCACUAGGGUGAAACCAUACAUAUGCACCAUGCCACUCAAGUUGGAUGAAGGCUGGAAUCAAAUCCAGUUGAAUCUCGCUGAUUUUACCAGGAGGGCAUAUGGAACCAACUAUGUUGAGACUUUAAGAGUUCAGGUUCAUGCAAACUGCCGCCUGAGAAGGAUAUAUUUCUCUGAUCGCCUGUACUCCGAGGAGGAGCUUCCUCCAGAAUUUAAACUCUACCUUCCAGUACAGCAGAAAGGAUGA
Dovyalis caffra is the source of this 651-nucleotide messenger RNA. NCBI's taxonomy places the organism in Eukaryota, Viridiplantae, Streptophyta, Magnoliopsida, Malpighiales, Salicaceae. The record is from the annotation of a GenBank genome assembly.